Messenger RNA from Impatiens glandulifera, 1047 nucleotides. RefSeq names its product aspartic proteinase CDR1-like. Gene Ontology annotation, cellular component: extracellular region. NCBI's taxonomy places the organism in Eukaryota, Viridiplantae, Streptophyta, Magnoliopsida, Ericales, Balsaminaceae. The record is from RefSeq and is a predicted model, not a curated record. Bases 1 to 1047 code for a protein of 348 amino acids. The transcript has a single exon.
AUGAGGUCUGACUGGGAUUACCUCAUGGAAAUUUACAUCGGCACACCGCCGGUCAAGCAAUUGGCGAUCGCUGAUACCGGCAACGAAAUCACCUGGACUCAAUGUCAACCAUGUUUAAAUUGUUACAGGCAAAAUCAACCCAUAUUUAAUCCCAUGGAGUCAUCAUCCUAUAAGGUAUUGUCAUGUAGUUCAAGUGAAUGUCAAAAUAAGAGACAAGACCUUAUAAGUAUUAAUUGUGAUCCUAGAAAUAGUAAUAGCAAAUGUGAUUAUGGUAUAACCUACGAUGAUGGUUCCACCACCAAUGGGGUACUAGGCUAUGAAAUGUAUAAAUUGGGGCAUGGUUACAUCUUGAAAAUGGCUUAUGGGUGCGCGUAUGACAACCGAGGUAAUUAUCAUGAUACAUCUGCUGGCAUAGUUGGGCUCGGAAAUGGGGAUCUCUCAUUCGUUGGCCAGAUUCGCAAAUUAAUUGGUGGGAAGUUCUCAUACUGCCUAGUGCAUUGGUCUAAACUAAAUGAGAAAAGCCAAAUCAACUUCGGUGCUAACGCAAUCAUGUCUGGGCGCGGAGUGGUAUCCACACGAUUGGUUAGAAAGAGUCCUAGGGCAUGGUAUCAUGUCACAUUGGAAGCAGUCAGCAUAGGAAAUACUAGAAUUCCAUUCAAUAAUAAUGUUAUUGAGGCAGGUAAUAUAGUGAUGGACUCAGGAACAAUGCCAACGCGUUUACCGAUGGAUAUGUACCAAAAACUUGAGAAUGCAAUAAGAAGCGUGAUUAGAGCCAGACCGGUACAAGAUCCAUCUGGGGAAAUGAGCCUUUGUUAUAAGAAGGUCGAUAAUUUUAGAAUUCCGACAAUCAUUUACCAUUUUGCGGGAGGUGCUGAUGUGGUUUCGGAGACGGAUAAUACUAUUAUUCCAUUGGAGGGUAUUUUGUGUCUAGCUAUACUCCCAUCUAUUAAUAAUUUAGCCAUAUAUGGGAGCUUGUCCCAAAUGAACCAAUUGAUUGGGUAUGAUCUUGAGAAAAAUAAAGUUUAUUUCAAGCCAACUAUUUGCUAA